CACGUUUUUUUUUUUUUUAAAUGUCAUGUUAAAUGAAAGUUUGUUUAAGUGAACGGAUAAUUUAGGGUGAAAAAAAUCUCUUUUCUAUAAUAAAAUCAUUAUUUGUGAUUGGAUGCAAGCUAUUAUCCGUUUUUAUAAACACGGAAUCAUACAGAAAAAUGGAAGCGGGAAAUCUGCUUGGUUUCAUUCCGUUAAACCAAUCGCCACAACGACUUGUCCGCUCUCCUCGUUUCUCUGCUUUUCCUCGCACUGUUACUGUUACUCUUACUGUUAAUGCUUCUCUAAGUUCCCAGGGAGAAAAUAGGUAUAAAGGGCCGAGGCCAGGGAGGGAAAGGAUAGCUGAUUGGGUGUCGAAUAAUGAUGAUUUGGUUCGGAGUUUGCCAAUUUACGUUGGUGGAUUGUCUUUAUUGGCUGUUUUGUUCAAUCGCACUGUCUCUGGUAUUGCUCCCGUCGCUGAUGCUAGCAGUUCUCAAUCCAGAGCAGAUUUAUUGACACUUGGCUUGGCAGUCACCAACAUUUUAAAUGGUCUUGUUUGGCUUUCUAUCCGACCAAAGUCCAUAUCUUUGGUAAAUCCUAAUGGUGUGGAGUGCCAAAGAAUAGCUUCUCACCUACCAGAUUUUGUUAUUUGUGAGCUGCUAUGGGCAUGGAAUUCUCUAUCAGAUGUCACGUGCUGCAGGUCUCUGGUCAUUGUUUAUGAUGGAAAAUGUAUCCUUCAAACUGGGUUUGCUGCUGCAUCUUUGUCUAAUGAAAUGGAUGCAGUAGUUGUGGACACUAAUAAAUUGAUAGAAGGAUCACUUUACCUAGGAGUUUUAAAAUCUGCAUUACAGAGCUAUUUGGCCAACUUAUCUCUUUAUCCUGGGAAGUCGCAGCUACCAUUUCUUCCUUCAAAUACACAGGCAGUUAUCUUGCAGCCUCUAGGCGACAAAGGAAUGGCCAUAAUUGGUGGUGAUACAAUCAGAGGAUUCACAUCUGAUGACCAGGUAUGGAUCACAUUGAUUGGAGAGAAAUUAGAUGCUACACUGACCAAAGUUAUUUGACAUUCCUAGUGGCAUUGCAAGAUGGAUGUUUCAGGACAUUUAAAAUGCAAUAUCGCACAGGGAGUGGUAAUUUGUUUCCAUGAUUGUUCGCUUUGAAAUGAUUUCCCCUGAGAGCUUAAGCGCUGCUGUCAGUCAUGUUGAUUGGUGAAAGGCUGAGAUAUUGUAGGAGGUAACUUUUUCAUCUUUCUUGUGAGAAAAUGUGGAAGAUUACCAGAGAUGUCCAUAACAGAAAUUUCAUUCCUGGACCUCCCAUCUCCAAAUGCAUAGUUUGUAAUAAUCAACCCAGAGACAACCUUCUUUUCUUUCUUAUUUUGCUUCUUUUGUGCUGUAUAGCAAAAGCAACAACUAAAAGUGUACAGCUCUGAAGCUCAAACUUCUGCUAUGCUGAAUCAAAAUAAGCAUUUUAAUAAAAAGAUGUCAUUUCUUUGUA
Molecule: messenger RNA, 1467 nt
Organism: Capsicum annuum
Lineage: Eukaryota; Viridiplantae; Streptophyta; Magnoliopsida; Solanales; Solanaceae
Product: protein COFACTOR ASSEMBLY OF COMPLEX C SUBUNIT B CCB4, chloroplastic
Exons: 9
Coding region: 159-1037 (292 amino acids)
Biological process (GO): cytochrome b6f complex assembly
Cellular component (GO): chloroplast
Source: RefSeq, a predicted model, not a curated record